UUCUAGGCUGACUUUGGACCAGGCAUUCCAGUGCCGCACGUUUUGCGGCACGUUUCACUGGCAGGUCGUAGACUUCGAUAUCACCCUGUUUUGAAGCCUAUUGAUUGUUGAAGCUUAUUCGUAUCUUGAUUCUGCUCCUUUCACAGAACAACGGUCGCAAGGCGGAAAUCCAGACGACUCGACGGAUAUGGAAGGGCUUAAGGGCCUUGUAACCUCAAGGCAGCCUCGAGGUGACGGGGCAAAGUGGUUGUACUAGCUCUCCCCCAUACAAGGCUUUUUGGCCUUGAAGUUCUUAAGCGCUCCAUUAUGUGGGUGAAAUGAACUCCUUAAUCAACUGUGAUCCCCCUCUACGCCUCUCCCUCAGCUUUAUCUCUGAUACUACACAUAUCUUCAAAAAGCCUUGUUAUCAUGCCCAACGUUCGCAACAUCGUUCGUCGAUCUCGCCGAUUGUCACAUCAGUCACCGAUUGCAGCUGAAGAUUAUGUUUAUGAAGAUUCCUACUUCGCUCAGUCGGGCUAUUCAAGCGUUAGGACCGUUGGCAUUCCUUCAAUUCAUGCCACCCCCCCAUCUCCUGUUGGAACUAUAAUCUCUGCCUCCCAUAUUUCUUCGUCAUUAUCCCCUGUUCUGUCCCACUUGCUAUCCUUCCCCAAUCGUUCAUCGCACUCCCGUAAAAAAGAGGAAGGUCACAUACCCCGUCCUCCCAACGCCUUCAUCGUCUUUCGCUCUUGCCUUUGGAGUAAUGAGGAUUUCAGAAGCCUAGAAUCUGACCAUCGCAACGUUUCGCGCAUAGCUGGCGAGAGAUGGCGUAACUUGUCUGACGACGAGAAGGAACCUUUCGUGCAGAUGGCGAAAGAGGCUAAAGCACUGCAUGCGAAGAUGUAUCCCAACUACAAAUACUCUCCCUCUCAUCGUACUGUCGCGGGACCGAAACGGAAGGGGAGACGCAACAGUGAUGAGGAAAGGACAAAGUGUGACAUGAUCGCUACCCUCCUGCAGAAAGGAGUUGAGGGCUCUGCAUUGGCGCACGCGAUGGCACACGUGAAAUCUGAAGAUGAAGAUGAGAUCGUACCGACACCCAUCAUCCCUCCACAAGCUCCCUUAGUCGCCCCUAGGGCUUUGCCUCCUGUCCAACCGCGUGAACAUCGCAAAAAGAAGGUCACUGCUCGUCCUCGAGUCACCCGCCAAACCACCACACAACGUCGCACCGCAGGCCCUGACCUUGCCGCCCCGAGUCCUUGUUCGUUCCCACUUACCUCUGCUUCCCGGGAGGUCGCACCUACUCCAGAACAAAUCAACUGUACCCCUGAACUACUGUAUCCAGCCGAUAUGUUGGAUGAGUUCGUUCCUACUGAUGAAAUCCCACCUCUAAAUCUCGAUGCUGCAUAUGAUAUGAAGAACAGGAGACGCCUGACAUAUUCUACCCAGGCAUCAAGCCAGCUGCAGGGCUUUCCUACUUCGGUGCUGAGCUCGAUGUCAUGCCGUUCAAUGACUCCUACUUCCUCGACCCCAGCCUGCAGUUGCCCCCGACUCCUCCCUUUAUCGAAAAUAACGACUCUCCCCUGUCGAGUGACUAUGCGUCUCCUCUUUUGACACCUCCCCGGUCUCCAAUUGUCUUCACCAACCCUUGGACUACUUUCUUCACGCCUUGUUCACCGGACAAUGAACUCGAUGAGUUCUUCGUACCGUCUAUGGACUCCGUGCCGUCUUCGUUUCCGUCCCUAUACAGCCCUUUCGAGGACGAUGACAUAGCCAGGUUCGCGCUCGGGGAAUUGAUCCCAUUACUAAAGACGUGCAACCCGACGUCAACCUCGAUGACUGGAUCCACUUCAACUAAAAUCCUCAGACACACU
Molecule: messenger RNA, 1850 nt
Organism: Suillus subaureus
Lineage: Eukaryota; Fungi; Basidiomycota; Agaricomycetes; Boletales; Suillaceae
Exons: 3
Coding region: 409-1590 (393 amino acids)
Biological process (GO): regulation of transcription by RNA polymerase II
Cellular component (GO): nucleus
Molecular function (GO): DNA-binding transcription factor activity, RNA polymerase II-specific; RNA polymerase II cis-regulatory region sequence-specific DNA binding
Source: RefSeq, a predicted model, not a curated record